AUGCACAUAGCAGACAGACAUCCUCAAGUGGAGGAAAGGAAGUACUUCCUGUUUGGCGUCCUGUGUGGCCUGGCUCUUUACAACCACAACAUCAUUCACCUGCCGUUCCCGCUGGCGCUCUUCAAGAAGCUGCUCAGAGUCAAAACGUCCGUGGACGACAUGAAGGAGUUUGAUCCUGUCAUGGCACAGUCAUGGAGGUUCAUGUUGGAGGACUACACCCCUGAUGACGUCGAAGCCCUGGAGACGACUUUCACUGUUUCCUGGGGUGGUGAGAAUGCUGAACUUGAUCCAAACGAACCUGGAAAACCUGUCACUGGAUCUAAUAGGAAAGAAUUUGUCGCUGCCUUUGUCAACCAUGCCUUUAACAAAUCAGUGGAGGGAGUGUUCAAACUCUUUAAGGAAGGGUUUUUCAAAGUGUGCAACAUGGAUGUCGUGGAGUUCUUCCAGCCUGAGGAACUACAGUCGGUCAUGGUGGGCCAAGAAAACUAUGACUGGGAAGUCUUCAAGGAGAACACAGUUUAUGAAGGAGGCUAUCAUGCUGAUCAUCCAGCCAUCAUCACCUUUUGGAGGGUGUUUGAAGAUUUCUCAGCAGAAGAGAAGAAAAAGUUCCUCCUGUUCCUCACAGGCUGUGACAGAGUCCCCUUCUUGGGAAUGGAGUGCAUCAAGAUGAGAGUGACCAUGUUGCCAGAUGCCACAGAGAGACACUUGCCUGAAUCCCUCACCUGCCACACCUUGCUGCUGCUGCCCUACUACAGGCGAUACCCGGUGGAGAGGACAAUGGAGACCAAGCUCCUUCGGGCCAUUAAUCACAACAGAGGCUUCUGGAAGAACUAGAAAUCUUUCUUCAAACACACCUUUUUGGUUACUAGGUUUUCCACAAUCUAAAGAUUCAUUAACCUUCUGAAGACAUUACAGCAAUAUUACCCGAUAUACACAUCUGUAGUUCUCAUUUACUGGGUUUUCUUGUGGGAUAACAAAUGUUUCCAGGCUCAGUACUUUAGGGUUUAUUUAAAAAUGUAAAGUAUUAUACUUAUUUAUCUGUUAAUGAUGGAAAGGAAAUGGGACACUGGAAGAAAAGGAUGAUGAAACAAAGUGGCUAGACACAAGAAAGCAAAUAAUAGGACAGAGGGACAAAGAGCUAAUGAUUUAAGUGUACAAAACGACAGGAUGAUUGGAAAAAGUCUGGAAAUAUAAAUAUUUUCCAUACUUACCAGAUAUAAGAAACGGAAGGAAUAAAUUCCAGGCUGUGUAGAAAUCAUGCUGACAUACCCCGUUUCUCAAUAAAUUUGUAAUUAUUUAUGGAACUUGAACACAAUAAUUAAAUUACGUCUUAGCUCAAGAGCUCACUUUAAGCACAAUUAAGUAAUGCCACAAUAAGAUUUAAGCAUGUAUCAGAAUGUUUCCAAACAAAAGCUAGGGCAAAAAAGAAAAUCUUCAACACAUAAGUCUCAGGGGAGAUUCAUAUUUAAUCCACAUUUAAAUCCUGGAGCUCAGACAAUUCGCUGGACUUACAUUUUAGACUUUAUCCAUAUUUGUUCUUUGCAUUAUAUCUCUUGUACAUAAUUGAAUACUCUGCUUAAAAGAGAAAUGGUAGCUAUUUCUGCAUCAUAAGAGUAAAUAAACAUUCCACAUCAGCAAUGUCUUGCAGUUCUUUAUUUUGACAAAAAAUAUUAAACCAAGAACAGUGAUAAAAAAUGUGUCCAACAUGGUGGGGUGUAAAUUCAGAUUUGUUUCACAGGUCUGGGACAGUUGUCUUUUUGCAAGAAUUGAGUACAUUUGGGGCAUUUUCUUGUGCAAAUUCAGCUACAAACAGUUUAAAAAACCAAAAGCAAAUUCUGACAUCACUUUCAGUGUUCAGUCUCUUUAUUUUAUCAUCUUUCCUUCUUCCAGUAUAACUUCAACUCUCAGUCAGCAUCACAGCAAUAAGACUCCAUCCUUCUAGGCAAAAUACUUCAUAUUUAAAUAAGUGCUCAUUAAAAAUAUCUUCAGUAGCACCGAAGGAGCUCAUUUGAAGUUUUAUGUCAAUGUGAAUUACACCCUGGCUAGAAAUAAAACCUAUUAUUGGAAACAUAAAAAUGUCUGAUAUUAAAUUACAUUUAUUCAGCAGUAAA
Molecule: messenger RNA, 2111 nt
Organism: Poecilia reticulata (guppy)
Lineage: Eukaryota; Metazoa; Chordata; Actinopteri; Cyprinodontiformes; Poeciliidae
Source: RefSeq, a predicted model, not a curated record